CGUCCCUCCGUUCGGACUUCUCUUCGCCACAGGGAAGGGAGAGGCAACAGAAGAGACCGAUCCAAGGCGUUUUUGCUCAGAAGAAGACGCGACCGGAUAAUACGAGUACGAUGGAGUCCGCCGAGGAAGCGGAAACCAAGGGUUCCGCCUCGCCCCCUCCCUCCGCCACCGCCGCCUCUGCCGCCGUCGAAGCGGAGGGCGAUAUGGAGGAACGGGAGCGCUAUUCUCGCGAGAUCAAAUCUGGACUCCAUCCCUUAAAGCAUAAGUUUGUGUUCUGGUAUACUCGACGAACACCUGGAGUGCGAUCGCAGACAUCAUACGAGGAUAACAUCAAGAAAAUUGUGGAAUUCAGUACUGUUGAAGCUUUUUGGGUUUGCUAUUGCCAUCUGGCACGUUCUUCAUCACUCCCGAGCCCAACAGAUCUCCAUCUUUUCAAAGAGGGCAUUAGGCCUCUGUGGGAGGAUGCUGCAAACUGUAAUGGUGGCAAGUGGAUAUUACGGUUCAAGAAAGUAGUUUCAGGUCGUUUCUGGGAAGACUUGGUAUUGGCAUUAGUUGGUGAUCAACUUGACUAUGGGGAUGACGUCUGUGGUGCUGUACUGAGCAUUCGUUUCAAUGAGGAUAUCUUAAGUGUUUGGAAUCGGAAUGCAUCAGACCACAAGGCGGUGAUGGCCCUGAGGGACUCCAUCAAGCGACACCUAAAACUGCCGCAUAGCUACCUAAUGGAAUACAAGCCGCAUGAUGCUUCUCUGCGUGAUAACUCAUCAUACAGGAACACUUGGUUAAGAGGAUAGCCAUAGAUGUCAGAAACCAGAAUGUGCCAUGUUGUGAAACAAAUUGACGUUUCCCUUUCCACUAAACGUUGGAACUGUUUGUGACAUAUGAUAAGAUACUAAUGACUCAUAUUUCAUUACUCCUGCAUUAAGUUAGACACUUGUUUCUACAUGUAGAACCAUACAUAAUAUGGACGCAUAUUUAUUGCAUGGUUAUAAAUGAUUUCACAUCUGCA
Molecule: messenger RNA, 1006 nt
Organism: Musa acuminata subsp. malaccensis (wild Malaysian banana)
Lineage: Eukaryota; Viridiplantae; Streptophyta; Magnoliopsida; Zingiberales; Musaceae
Product: eukaryotic translation initiation factor NCBP
Biological process (GO): translational initiation
Cellular component (GO): cytoplasm; eukaryotic translation initiation factor 4F complex
Molecular function (GO): RNA 7-methylguanosine cap binding; translation initiation factor activity
Source: RefSeq, a predicted model, not a curated record